GAAAACCGACCUCAAGAAAAUCUGUCAAAAGGCUUAGCUGUUAAAAAGGGAAAAGUAGCAGUCAGGUUCAGAAGGAAAUUCUCCUCGAUUGGUUGGGAAUCUGAAGGAGGUGUAAUAAUAUGAAUUGAAAUUCAGCAAAUUUACUACAACUUUUAUAAAGGGACUUUUGAAAGAGCAGUUUGGAUUUUUGUCGUAACUGGCUGUUGAAGUUUCUGACAGCAAGGUUCAAAAGGAGAAAAAUUCAGUUAAGUUGAAGUUCAAUGUCCAGAAAAGUUUAGAGACAUUUUUCACGAGGAAGGAGCGAGAUUCAGCCAAAAGUGCAAAUCUAUGAAAGGUAGAACUUUGGAUUUCCUCCAACUUUCAUAAAGGGUGUUUUGGAUGUGUUGCUGGCCAAAGAAAGCAAUGAAUUCAAAUUUCUUUGGAGGCUCAAAGUUAGAACUUCAUGCUGUCCUCAAAAACAGUGCUGCUUAGCAAUCUUUGGUGCAAGUUUUUGAAAAAAAUCUAGUGUGUAAGAGAUGGGUUCUUAUGUGCAAAAUGGAACCUUUGUUGUAUGUGGAACUAAUAUCAGUGGAAGUUGGGCAAGAUAAAGUGAGUUUGGGCAGUUAAAAUCGAACCCAAAGUGGAGCAAAUGGCUCUGCCGAGAGGUCUGACGAAACUGAAUCGUUUGAUUCAGUUACAGUCUCGAUUUUGUCAGAAACUUUGGAGCUCAAAUUCACGGUCUUAGAGCAAUCCUCUCAACGCGAAGCAAAAAUAACAAAUGGAGUGCUUGGGAUUCUCUAUAAGUUUGUCUAAGGGAGAUUAGAAAGUUUGGAUUGAAAAUUUGACGAAUUUUGGGCCUGAAAUUGUCGGUUGGAAAAAAGAAAGAAAGAGGAAAAGAAUGGGGGGCAGAGAGAAUAGAGGCGCGCGGCACCUCUGUGCGCCGGCCAGCACGAUGAGCUGAGCCACGUCCAGUACGCCGGCGAGCUGAGGUGGCAGCCAUGCGUGGUGAAAAGCUUCAAAAAAGUACUACUCCUGCCCUUGCUCUUAUCCGUUUUUUUUUAUGUCACCAUUCUUUUCUUCUCCCGGCCAAGAGCAGAACACAGCUAGCGCCAGCUCCCUCUGAUUUUUCUUUCUUGCACCGCAGCACCUGCUCUCUUUGCCCUCUCCUUCUUCCAGCGCAAGCUUGAGCCAUCCCUGUCUCCUUUUUCCUCCAGCGCAGGAAGCAAAGCAGCACAGCAAACAGCACAGCAACAGAGCAGCUCCUGGCCUCCGGUCCGCUCGAUCCGCUGGCCUGCACCACCGCCUGCGCGCCUUGGCUUGCCGCCCCACAUGCACCAUAUCCACCAGCGCCUGGCCGCCCGUGCUUGCCCUUCUCCUGGCCUCCACUGCGUCUACGCACCCAUCGCCGCCGCACCCCUUUCCUCCUUGUUCUGUUCUUCUCCCCACUGAGCAAACAAGCAAGCUGCAAGGAGUAACUUUGCUCUCUCCCUCUCUCUCAAGCUCAAGCACGCUGCCCCUUUUCUCCGUUUCCUGCUUCGCACGAACAAGCACCACCAGCUACGCACACCACCAUGCUGAGCUCCUGUCUAUUUCCUUUCUACGAAGCAAGAUAGAGAAACAACUCCCAUUUUCCCCCCUCUUCUUUGCCUUCCACCCCGUCCACAACCUGUUCAAUAAAAUGCCGCUCAGAGGGUUCGCGCAAGAUGUUGUCUCUUAUGCUGCACUGGUUGAAGGACUAUGUGAGACAGGGAGGAUUGAUGAGGCACUGGAGUUGUUUAGGGAGAUGAAGCGGCCAAACAUGCACACAUACGUGGCCUUGGUGAGGGGGUUGUGUGAUGCUAGAAGAGGGAAGGAGGGGCUCUGUAUGCUGCAGAAGAUGAAGAAGCUAGGAUGGAGUCCAAGCACUCGUGCUUAUGUAGCACUGGUCGAUUUAUGGUUUAGGGAGCGGAUGGUUGAUGAAGCUGAGAAAAUGAUGGAAGGAGAUGGUUUAGCUGCUGAUCAGUAUACUUGCAAUGUGCUAGAAGAUGCUUUGGUUGCGGACGUUGAAGCUCCUGAAGUGGAAUUCGUGGAAUUCAGCUGAGGAUGGGCAGCGUCCGCAAAAUGUUGAAGUGCCUCUUUUACUAAAGGGGUUUUCCGAAGAACUAACAUUUGUUGAUCCCAGGCAA
Messenger RNA from Setaria italica (foxtail millet), 2144 nucleotides. RefSeq names its product pentatricopeptide repeat-containing protein At5g65560. The record is from RefSeq and is a predicted model, not a curated record. The transcript has 2 exons. Gene Ontology annotation, molecular function: protein binding. Lineage: Eukaryota; Viridiplantae; Streptophyta; Magnoliopsida; Poales; Poaceae. Bases 1658 to 2059 code for a protein of 133 amino acids.